AUGGAGACACUUUGGUAUUUGUUUCUUAUCCAUGUGAUACAAAUCUGGUCUAGAAGACAGAAUAUUGAUGAAAAUGUUGCUAAACUAUUAGUAAGAAGAAGGAGAUUUUGUGUCCCCUGUGUAUUACUUCCAUGGGUUGGUUUGCACGGCCUUUCAGACAGAGAGAUCUUACAAAGAUUCCGGCUUGAUCGUAAAUCCAUAUUACACUUGUAUCGAGAGACAGAUUAUUUGGAGACGAUGAUGGCGUGUUCACGGGCUAUUCCAGGACUAUUGAAACUAUUAGCUGAACUGCAUUUUAUGGCAACAAGCUCCUUUCAGGCGGUUUCGAGCGUCAUUAUUGGAAUAAGUCAAUCAGCAUUUUCACGUCACUUAACAAAAGUCAUCGAGGCUAUGAUGAUUAUUUUUCCAUGCUAUGUUUGCUUGCCAUCUACCCAAGAAGAAUGGCAACCUAUAAAAUCUAAUUUCUAUAAGAUGGCUGGCAUGCCCAAAGUCCUCUGGGCCAUCAACUGUACCCAUGUUGCAGUAAGACCACUUCUUGCACAUGAGGAGAUUUAUCGGAAUAGAAAGCAUUUCCAUUCAUUGAAUGUUCAGAUGGUCUAUGAACCCAAUAUGAAGAUAAUCAGUGUCCGUUCAAACUACCCAGAUGUACCAGAUGUAUAUACCACUGUAUUAAGAGCCAAUAAAAAAAGUAAGAAGCUUUUACGUCAAGGCGAUAUAGCUUACAAGAUCGGACGUAAUGCUCUGAACUGCACAGAAUGCAGAUGGCCCAAAUCCAAUAGCGGCAUUGUGAAUGUGCCAUACGUUUUAUCACCUGAUUACGAUGCCAAUGAGGUAUCUAUAAUCACUGCAGCUAUGGAAGAAUUUAAGACCUUGACAUGUGUGAAGUUUAUUCCUCAAACUGUAGAAACAGACUACUUGAAUAUUAAGCAAGAUGAUGGUUGCUGGUCCAUCAUUGGAAUGACUCAUGGAGCUCAGACCGUAUCUCUGAUGAAGGGUGAAUGCAUUAGUCAUAAAACAGUCCAGCACGAGUUGAACCACGCUUUGGGCUUUGUUCACGAGCACUGCAGAAGUGAUAGAGAUGACUAUGUCACAAUCAUGACACAAUAUAUAUCACCAGGAGACAUAAGUAACUUUGAUAAGCAGGGCACAAAUAACCUUGGUGUUCAAUAUGACUAUUCAUCACUAAUGCAUUAUCCACGCUACGCAUUUAGUAACACAUCAGGGCAAGAUACUAUAGUACCAAAACCUGACCCAAAUGUUCCUAUUGGCCAGUCUUAUGGAUUAAGCAAUUUGGAUGUUCUUAAAAUUAACCGUCUGUAUGAGUGCGAUAUCUGUAGCAGUUUGAUUUCUUCCCCCACUGGAACAGUGACUUCAGCAAACUAUCCCUCUGCAUAUCUAAAUAAUACUAAUUGCUUAUGGCUUAUCCGCAUCCCAGCUAAUAAGGUUUUCCUGACAUUUGAAGCAUUUGAUAUCCAGCCCUCCACAAACUGCAUGUCAGACUAUGUUAAAGUAUAUGAUGGAGCCAGCAAAGCAUCCCCAGUUCUCCUUGAUAAAACCUGUGGUUCCGGAAUGUUGACCUCAAUUGUAGCAUCCAGUAAUUCAAUGCUUCUGGAAUUUGUUAGUGAUGGAGCCGUUACCGCAACUGGAUUUAAAGCUUCAUACACUAGAGUUUACUGUGGUGCCACAAUUAAUUCCGCACCUGGGGUUAUAACAUCACCGGGAUACCCCAAUCUAUAUCCACCUUCUGUUGACUGUUUCUGGAUUAUAACUGCUCCCCCACAGAAAACGGUUUUAAUAUAUUUUAAUGCCUUUAACCUGGAGACAAAUACUUACUGUAGAUACGACUAUGUCCGUAUCUAUGAUGGAAAAACAACGUCCUCUCCACUUCUUGGAACAUUCUGUAACAAGAGAUCAUUCAACAUUGCAUCAUCUGGUACCUCUAUGCUAAUAAAGUUCCACAGUGACAAUACAAAUCAGUAUACUGGAUUUCAGGCUUCAUAUACUUUUUUUUAGGUACAAGAUCAUGAAAAGAAACGGAAGAAGAUUUAUUGACAUGCGCCUUAUGGAUGACAACAUAACGUCAACAAAAAUGCAAGAAACAAG
Bombina bombina (fire-bellied toad) is the source of this 2103-nucleotide messenger RNA. RefSeq names its product astacin-like metalloendopeptidase. Gene Ontology annotation, molecular function: zinc ion binding; metalloendopeptidase activity. NCBI's taxonomy places the organism in Eukaryota, Metazoa, Chordata, Amphibia, Anura, Bombinatoridae. The coding region runs from base 1 to 2013 and encodes 670 amino acids. The record is from RefSeq and is a predicted model, not a curated record. Gene Ontology annotation, biological process: proteolysis. The transcript is spliced from 12 exons.